Aethina tumida (small hive beetle) is the source of this 589-nucleotide messenger RNA. Its product is annotated as lysozyme C. NCBI's taxonomy places the organism in Eukaryota, Metazoa, Arthropoda, Insecta, Coleoptera, Nitidulidae. The transcript has 2 exons. The record is from RefSeq and is a predicted model, not a curated record. The coding region runs from base 69 to 491 and encodes 140 amino acids.
UAUUAUUAUCAGUUCAGUACCCCAUCGUUAUUCAGAGACAACAAGUACAGCCCAAUCCAGAAGUGAAAAUGAAACUAUUUGUCUUCACAUCGUUCCUCGUCGUGCUCGUUGUUUGUUCAACGGACGCCAAAAUAUACGAACGAUGCGAAUUCGCCAAAUAUCUGCUCAGCCACGGCUUCAACAAAAACAGCAUAGGAACGUGGAGCUGCAUCGCUUACCACGAGUCCAGAUACGACACCAAAGCCAUCAACAAGAACACCUGGGACUACGGAAUACUGCAGAUCAGUUCCAAGUACUGGUGCAACCAAGGCAGCAGAGGAUGCGGCAUCACGUGCAACAGUCUUUUGACCGACGACAUCGCCGUAGACUUGAAAUGCGCUAGGAAGGUCUUCGACGAGACCAAGCGUCUUAAGGGCAACGGAUUUGAGGCUUGGACCACUUACAAAAAUUGUCGUGGGGACACCAGCAAGUACGUUAAAGGAUGUUUCUAAUUCAAAUAUAUAAUAAUUAAUUAAUAAAUACAUUAUAAUCCAUAAUUAGUAAAUAUUUUAAAGGUUGAAGCAUAAAAAUAAAUAAUUAUCAAAGGUGA